Messenger RNA from Penaeus vannamei (Pacific white shrimp), 1027 nucleotides. The record is from RefSeq and is a predicted model, not a curated record. Lineage: Eukaryota; Metazoa; Arthropoda; Malacostraca; Decapoda; Penaeidae.
AUGGCAACAGAAUAUGAUCCUCCUCCAAGUUCAAAGAUCCACAGCAUCACCUCCUUGAGCGAAAGUCCCUCGAAGAUGAGAGUGCAGGUCAAGAGUCGCAACACCAUCACGAAGGCCGAGUUCGUCUUGUUCAAGGACAACGUCGCCACGAGCAGCCUGGAGGUCGAGGUGGACCUUGCGGACUCGGGCUACGUUGCGGACGUCCCCGCGUGCGAAGGGAGGUGCGAGUUCGUCCUCUUGGGAGGAGAGGCGGUAAUUCCUCGGUCAAUUCUUCGCAGAUCUGGACAAGGACGUUGUCGAGGUGGGCAGGGAAACCGCGCUGAACAGUUCCUCCCUUCGCGUGGAAGCCACCUGGGGCAACGAUGUCACAGUCGAAGGUGUGGGGAAAUGCAACGGGUACAGAAGCCCUUGCUACUUCUUCGGAGUUGCAAGGAGACGGUGGAGUCUGCAACGUACUGCAUCAAUAUCACCUCUUUGCCCAUUUAUGGCUUGAACAGAACGUGGCUCUUUCACUGCAGCGACGAGGUCAUACCUUACAGUGAACUCCGUGGCGACUUCUCCCUCACCCUAACGAGUUUCUCCGAGAUGGUGGUGAGUGGCAGCUUCCCGACCAACCUCACAGAGAUCGUGGUGUUCGACCCGGUUUUCCACAAGGAACUCUCCAUAGGAAGCACCAAAUGCUCUGGAACAAGUGGGACGACACAAGAAUGCAAGCGUUUUAUCAGCGGCCAGAAUGGGUGGAGUCCCCUGGGGGUGUUGGUGACCGCGCUAGAGAGCAAUGGGACUGUCCUGAGUUCAGUGGUGAUGACUUAUACGUACCCCGAGGAAUCCACACCAACCUGGGUCAUCGUGGUCUCGAUCUUUGGGUCCCUGGCACUCGUGGCACUGGUCGUCGCCUUCGUCCGUAGCAAGAAGAAAAAUUUACCGUCUCCUCUUCUGAAAAAUAAACUUGUAAGUCAACGAGAAAAAUAACUAUAGUUUAUUUCAUUAGAUUUUUUGUUUGUAUUUCAAUCUUUAAAUAUUUAUU